This is a messenger RNA of Mytilus trossulus (common blue mussel), 1192 nucleotides long. Its product is annotated as collagen alpha-1(XIV) chain-like. The transcript is spliced from 4 exons. Lineage: Eukaryota; Metazoa; Mollusca; Bivalvia; Mytilida; Mytilidae. The coding region runs from base 1 to 900 and encodes 299 amino acids. The record is from RefSeq and is a predicted model, not a curated record.
AUGACCAUGCAUAUGAUACAUGUGUAUGCUUUGGUUUCUAUUCUGCCACUAGCACUUUGUGUUAUAAAAGAUGUUGUUUAUAUUGUUGACAGAUCAGGAAGUAUACAAGAACGGCACUUUGACGAAGCAGUAGAAUUCAUAUACAACGUCACAGAAUUCCUAACCAUUGAUGAGCAACACCUUAAAGUAUCUGUAAUGACGUUCUCCUCUGAUAACAGACUUGACAUUGCUUUUGAUUCGUACACAAAUAAAACAGAACUUCUACAAAAAAUCAACAACUUGAAAGGAACAAUAACAAAUGGAAAUACACAGACAGGAAUGGCUAUUAAUUAUACCCAAUCCACAAUUCUUACAACAGCAAAAGGGGCUAGGUCUGGAGCUGAAGUUGCAGUUAUCGUCAUGACUGAUGGACAGUCUUCCGGAUAUCCUAAACCUGAAACGGAAGCUGAUAAUUUACGAGCAGAUGGCGCUGAUGUGUUUUCGUUGGGGAUAGGUUCUGCUCUCUCUGCCAGUAAUGCUGAACUGAAGGGAAUAGCAAGCGAUCCUGAUUCGUACUAUCUGUUGUACGUGUCAAGCUUUGUAUACUUGUGCAAUCUAGUUCCUGACCUUGUUCCGAAAUUAGAAAGCAAUAUUGCUGCUACUUUACUUUCCGACUGCCCAGAAGAUCCUGUAAUUGCUUCGAUGGACUACACCUCAACGCAUGCAGAGUUACAUACAACAGAAGCAGACUUAACAACUACGCAUCAAGUAUUAUUACCAACUGAAAUGGUCCAAAACACAAGUCUUGUGUUAGCUCCAGUGGAUCCUAAUUUUGGUUCUAAUGCUGUUAUUUUGGAUCCAAGUAUCGCCGCCUUCAUAACAACAACAGCUCUUCAUUUUCUAAAGAAUAUACUUAAUUAGAACAUUGUACAGAAAUCUAAAAAGGUUUUUUGUACCUUUCUUAUACUGAUUCUAUACUGUAACAUUAUUCUGUUUUUUCGUCAACUGUUUUAUUCUUAAUUAGUAUUUUGUACAUAUUUUCCUUUCAAACAUAGAUAUUCUUAUCAUUCUUUCAUCAUGUACAGUAAGGACGAAUUUAAAAGGCAGUGAAAAAACAUUAGUCUCAGAAAGAAAUACAUACCUAAGAUGUUUAGAUACGAACAACAUCAAAACACAACAUUCGACAGAUUAAACGACACGAACUAAAACCCGU